AUGGCUGUAUCAUGGACGAUGAUGUUUCGAAAACAUCAUGGUAUUAUUAUAGAAUCUGAAAUAUGUAAAUCGAUUUUCAAAGCAAUUCAUCAACCAAGUCAACAAAUUAUUUGCGUAAAAAGUCUUUCACUACUUAGUUCAUCAUCAAUUAAUGAAGCUUAUUUACUUCGUAGUAUACUUUCUACUGAUGAUAAUUAUAAUAUUCAUCCAAAUAUUUUAUCCCUUUUAUCAAUUAAAUAUUUACCAACAUUAACAAUAAAUAAUUCAAUUUAUUUUAUUUUUGAUUAUGCAUAUAAUCGUGAUUUAGCAACACAUGGUUUAUUAUAUGGUGGUACAGAAAAACAACUAACUAAUGAACAAAUACAAACAUAUUUAUAUCAAUUACUUUCAGCGAUUAAUUUUUGUCAUGAUCGAUUAGUUUAUCAUUGUGCUAUUGAAUUAAAACAUUUACUUAUAACACGUACAGGACAACUUAAAUUAUCAAAUUUUGAAUAUGCUAAACAUGCUGUAUUGCCAACAAUGAGAAUCAAUAUAAGUGAUGUUUCUUGUUUUUCUCAAUCGCCACCAGAAUUACUUCUUGGUGAUCGAACUCUCAAUAGUUCAUUAGAUAUGUGGUCAGUUGGAUGUGUUUUUGCUCAGUUAUGUUCAUCAACUCAAAUUCAACCAUUAUUUCAUGGUAAUCAUCA
This is a messenger RNA of Adineta steineri, 686 nucleotides long. NCBI's taxonomy places the organism in Eukaryota, Metazoa, Rotifera, Eurotatoria, Adinetida, Adinetidae. The record is from the annotation of a GenBank genome assembly.